Stylonychia lemnae is the source of this 2952-nucleotide messenger RNA. The record is from the annotation of a GenBank genome assembly. Lineage: Eukaryota; Ciliophora; Spirotrichea; Sporadotrichida; Oxytrichidae.
AUGGAAUCGACCUCCAAGCAGACGUCCUCGCUGAUCUAAUACAGUAAACAAAACUUUUACAUAACCUUUACCCUCAGAUUGAUUGAGGAGAAAAAAACUUCUCAAGAGUUGAUCAUAAAGUUGUUAGAGAGAAAGGGCCUAUACAGAAUCUAUCAAUUGAUGUCUGCAGUUGAUCCUAGUAAUUUCAAAAUUUAACUGACACCUUCCAUAGUUAUGAGGAGAUUAGCUGCUAAGAUGUUAAUAGAGUUAUCGUUUAGAAAUGAGAAAACUCAGGUAAUGCUCUGUGAAUCGUUCUCUUUCACUCCAAUUAAGGGUUAAGUAGCUCUUAAUCCCAUACCUCAGAGCAUUCAGCACAAAUUACAAAAAGAUCCAUCAAUACUUAAUCACAUCAAAAAUUGCUAUGCCUCUAUAUCAUCUUCCGAAUAAACAAAGUAAAUUGAAGAGACAUAACAUUUUAGCUAGAAAUAUUGGUCUUACCCUGACUUUCAAAGCUAGAAGAGCAAUAACAUCGGUAUAAACUUCUACAAGAAUCAAAAUCACUCACUAGAUGCUAUAUCCUCAGCAGGUGAGGAGGACGAAUCAAAUUACAACUCAAGAGUUCAUGAAUAAAAAGUUUAGGAAGAUGAUCGAGGAGAUUACUAUGCUAAACUUCUUAAGGAGUACCCUGAUCCCUUUGACUAUAUCAUUGGAUUUCACUGUACAUCCAGUCAGGAGUAAAGAAGAUUAGCUGGCUAGUCUCCUUCAGCACUUCCAGUCUACUCAAAUAGCAAACCAAAGUAAGAGAGUCCUAAGUAAAAUGACAACAAGCACUUCAUGUCAACUUCUCUGCCAAGUAACAGAGCAGAUAAGAGGCCGAAAACCUCUGAGAAUAAUUACACUUUGAACUAUGGCGGAAAUAAAUACCAAACUAACUAGAACAAUGGCAGAAAUACUGCUAUGAAUGGUUCUCAUUAAAAUGGAUAAAGUGAACAUUCGAAUCCCUUUGUUAAUAGUUUGAAAGUGCCCUCUGAUAGCAAUGAUCAAGGGUACAUAAAGUACAAUCAACUAACAAGCAGCUCUGUUAAUGAAAACGACUCUGAUUAUAGAAAAGAAAACUAAGAAAAUCCUAGUGGACUUCAAUCUAAAAUUACUACAAAUAAUAACGGAAAUGGAUCGACUACUACUUCAAUGGAGUAAAUCCCUCAUCAAUAUCAAAGCAACAGCACUUGGAAUCCAAGAGACCUAAAAAAAGAAGAAAAUCAUCAGUAGGUGAUUACAAAUAACACAGCAAAGUUGAACUUAAAUGGAACUGGGAACGCUUAUUAACAUAAGAAAAAUGAUUCAGUAAUAGUCUCACACAAGCAUUACUAGCAAGCAUCGCCAAGCAUCCAGUCAAUAGCUAAGAUUGCUUAUCAAUCAGCUAGAAAAGGAUAAUUCGGCAACUAAAAUCAGCCAGGUAACUAUAUUGAUCUCAUUAAAUUUUUAGAGUCUACAAUGCUUUCCCCCUCUAUAAUGAGUAUGAAUCAGUCGAAAUAAGUAUAACCAUCAUUUCCUGAUAAUGCAUUGUUCAACAAAAGUCUUGCCUCAAUGAGUUGGGAGAAGUAAUAGAAAGAUCAAAGCUUGUAUCAAUCAAUCAGCAAGAUUUCAUCUAACUACUACAACUAGGGGUAAUCAAGCAGUAAAAAGGAUAAAAUUUCUUACACCAACAGAAUUAAGAGUCCAUCAAAUCAAUCAGUAGGGAAAAAUUCUCAAUCAAGUUCAAUUGGAAGAUCUAGUGUUGAAAAAAAAUUCUAGCCUUCAUCGAUCUCUACCUUCCAGCAAUCUAAACUUUAAACAGCUGUCCAUUCUAAAAAAACUUCUAAUGGACUUGGCAACACACUCACUUACUCUACUUACAAAGAAAAUAAUAACAACUUAAGAGACAACUCCUAAAAUCAAAGGACUGGUAUUUAUUAGACAAAUUAAAAGGAUGCUAAUAUAGCUCAAUCCUAAUAUGUGCCCACUCAUUUGAGAUAAUUAGAUGAGAAUUUAAAUGAGCAUCAGCCAGGGUAAUACAAGCCUAAUUCCACCUAUGUUGACUAUAAUCCCCCUUCAAGAUCAAAUAAAUAGUCAAUUUCAAUUCAAAUGGAUAUUUAAAGUAAUGCUAAAAAGGUAGCCAAUAAGACUCAAGUAUAAAAUUACAUCUCUGGCUACUCUUAUGACAGUUAAGACAUUGAUGCACAAUAUCAAAGUUUCAAUCCAAAUGCUAAUCAAAAUGCUUAGAUGAGUUUUUACAAUUAAUUUGGAUAGACUACUGAUAGUAAUUAAUAGAACUAUUCUUCAGUAGAGAGGUCAGCUAAUUUAACUCAUGAUUCAAGAUUUCAAGGCACAACUGAGAAAAUGGACAAUUUGAGAAGACUUUCAGAUUCGAUUAAAAAGAAGAUACAAGAAUAAGAAUAUGUAAAUCAGUAAGCUAAGGAGAAAAUGAAAGUAAAAUCCAUUCAUUUGCAGAGUCAGGUUCCCUCGAGUAACUCUACCUAUGUUGCUAAUACUAUGACUAACAAUAGCUCAAGUGUUGGCAGCAGCACAAGAACUUCUUAAACUAGAUAAAACAAUCAAACAACUAAUAGUAGCGUUACUGGGCUAAUAAAUCAGCAUCAAUACUAGCAUUAAAAUAGCAACAACAAUAACAACUAAAGUAAUACUAAAGAUCUCAAUACAUAUUUCUAUUCUUAGAAAACAUAAGUGCCAACCAAUAGACCAUCUGCUCCAUCUAGCAAUAGUUAGCAUACAAUCAAUAACCUGAGACAAGGUUCAACCUCACCAAUGAACAAUAAGUUUAUUCAGAGUACUUAUAUAACUGCAAGUCAGAGUAACUAGCAGCAGUAGUAAUAUCAUAACAAAAGUAACAGUCUAAUGUCAAUGAUCAGUAACUAACUCUCUUAAAAGUUAAACCAUCAGGAUAAAUACAUGUUCAAGAGUCUGCAUGCUUGA